UCCAAUAUGACUACAUCAGUGUGACCCCUGACUGACCAGAAGCAGGCCUGCCUCCAACCAGUCCAAUCCAGUCAGGACAAGUCAUCUGACCAAUCCUUCUAUUUAUUAAUCUAUUUAUCUACGUACCUAUUUAUCUGUCUAUUUACCUGCCUGCUUAAAUAUCUACAUUUAUUUAUCUACAUAUCUAUAUUUAUCUAUAUUCUUUAUAUAUACACACAUAUAUAUAUAUAUAUACAUAUCUACCCAAUGGCUGUACAAUUCUCAAACAGGACCCUGUUGUCCACCACUGACCAAAGCAACCACCGAUACUGGGCCGAGUUUGAAUACAAACCAGUGAAAGAAGGAAGCAGCAUGUAUGUCUUCAAAGGUCGACUCAACGGUGAUGGCCCCAGAUCGGGAGAAUACUGUGCUGUUAAGAUGUUCCGCAAAUUUGUUGCCGAACCGUCCGACUGGAACCAAUACGUGGCAAAGGCAAACAUGGCAAACAUCUUGGCGGAGAAAUUCAACAACAAGCUGAAAGGCCAGUAUAAGGUACAGUUCUUGAUUCCGAUUCUGGCACAUCUUGACACGGUGUCUACCUGUACCGGUUGUCUUUACUGGUGUUCUGACAUCAAGGCCAUUGACACAGACGAUUGUGUGGUCGUUGAACCCUAUUUACGGCACGGUUUUCGAAAGUUUUAUCGCAACAGUCCCUUAAAAGGAGCUGAGAAUGCUUACAUCUUGCAGGCCUUUAGCCAUUUUACUGCUUGUGAAACUUGCGAUACCCUGGUCUGUGGUCUCCAAGGUAUUGCCCACGAGAAUGAGUUCAAACUGACCAAUCCCAUUAUACACUCAUCUGACAAGCAAUGGGGGUCAACAGAUAAAGGUCGGUCGGGCAUAAAGAGUUUUUUUAGGAAUCACUCGUGCAAUCGGAUCUGUAAAACUUUGAACUUGCCGUUUCUGCUGGAGACAAAUGAAAUCAACGGCAGCGUGUCGACAAUAAAUAACGCUGAAGACGAAGAGGCCGUGGAAGAUGAUGAUGUGAAGAAUUCCGAUGAAGCGAGAAAAACGAAGAUGAGAGAUGCAAACGUUGGGACUGAUUCUGACAACUUUGGUGAAGAGACACUCGUUAAGGAAGCAGUCGAAACAACAAAGAAAGAUAACGAGGGUGAUGAUAAUGACAGAGAUGGGAAACAAGAUGAGGAGGAUGCUGGCAAGGAAGAUAAAAAAGCUGUGGGAGAGAAACUGCAUGAGAACACCGAAGAGGAUGCAGAGCAUAAGGAAGAACAGAUAGAUGCCAAUGUGGAAAAGAAGCCAGGAGAAAUUGCUGAAAAGAGCAAAGAAAAGAAAGCGGAAAAUAAAAUAGAUAAAAGUGUGGAAACUGAGCCAUUUAACAAUGUGGAAAACCUGGAUGGUUUUGGUGUAAGAAACGAAUCUGUGAUGAGUGAGAAAAAAAUACCGGUUAUAAGCGAGGGAGUCCAAGCCACUGUAAAUGCACAAGUUGAGCCCAAUGCUAGUCCAAGAAUGACAGCUGGGGUGUUUGUGGAACAGGGCCCUCUUUUAAGGGUGGAAAGUGAACCCGGCAUAUAUCUGGAAGAGGGCCCAUCAGUAAGCGCAGCAGACAGAACUGAUAAAAGCGUGGAAGUAGAUGCUGAUGAAAAAUUGAUGGCAAAUAAAGUUGAUGAAGGUGUACAGAAGAAUCUCGAGUCGGUCGGAAGUGUUACUGAGUUAGAUGUCGGAACUGAUGGGGAAGCAGCUUCUUAUGUAGCUGGGACCCCUUUGAAAGUAAUUCGAGGACAUACUGGAGCAGCGUCGACACCAAGCAAUGAAAUCACUGUGAUAUCUGGAUCUUUUGAUGAGAGCUUCAAGGGGAGCCCAACGUCUGAUGGCCGUGACCACUCCUACAGUAGCGAUAGUAGCAUUGAUGAAAUCAGCUACGACAAUCUCAUUGCUGAAAAGAAACCAUUGGAACCCACAGAAUUUGCUGGAGGAGAAACGAGUGUCCAUGGCAAACACAAUUUGGUACCAAACUAUGAGGACGAGGAGAAUGAAGACACAGGAAUGGAUUCAGGACCACCACAUCACCGAGAUGAAAUUUACUUGCCGCCAAAGAUUCUGCAGACGCCACCCAGCAACCGCACUGGGCGAAUAUUUGUGGUUCCAGUCUGCCGACAGACAGGUUCCGUGAGGAGCGCUACAAGUUCUGCUUCAGUGACGCCGCCAGUUUUCUUAGAAACGGUCAGCCCAAUCUGUCGGUGCCCAGCAAGUUUCCAGCCCAUAGCCAACAGCGACGAUGUUGGCAUUGGCGUUGGAAAUAGCCCCAGUAGCAGGACCUCUCCUCUUCCACCUCUCUCUCCUCUAAGUACAGAAGAAAUAAAAACAGAUGGAUGGUCAGAGCAGAGUUCAGAUUUGGGCCCAUCUGCAACACCCAACGAUCAGCCUAAUCCCCCUUCACCUUUAUUUUCCUCAACUCCUACUCCAGUUGAACUGCCUCCUCUUCCUUCUCCUGUUCCUACUGAAUCGCCUGCCCUUCUUUCUCCUCCUCCUCCUGCUGAAUUACCUCCCCUUCCUCCUACCCCACAUCCUACUGCCACUGCUAGGAACAGCAUCACCACCCCACCAUCGCCUUCAACAACAACAACAACAUCAUCAGCUUUGCCUCGGUGUUUAAGGCAACUGACCAGUUGCUGUUCGAUGCGUAUGUCCAAGAAGAAGAAGAAGAAGAAAAAGGAGAAAGACGAGAGCCCCGGGUCGGUUACAGAUCCUGUCACACUGUCACAGACUUCAAAAACUGAGGUGCCGGUGGAAACCCCCGGUUCCAAAAGCAGUGGGAAAAAACGGAGCAGGAGUUGGCGUACGGCGUGGCGCAGUCCGAAGACAAGCGGAACUUGUAGCACCUCUGAUACAGAGGCAUCCAGUCCAAAGAAGCCUGCCAUGGUGUCAAUUGAAAUGAGUGCCCCAGAGGAGAGUGACAGCGCCAUUUGUCCGAAGAACCCAUUCCAAAUGGUAACAGAUGGCCACGACGACACCAACCGCAACAACAACAAUAACGACGAUGAUUAUUACAUCAAUGCUUACAUCAACAACAAUAACAAUAAUAUUAAUAAUAAUAAUGACACUAGUGGUGUUGGUGGGAGUGAAGAUCAGUAUUAUAUGAACAACAACAGUAACCAAAUCCACACCCAUCAGAUGGUUUUGCAAAAGGCUUUUGUGGAAAAGGGGCAACGCUUUACCUCUCCCCCACCACUGCUUCUUGACUCUGGACAGCCAGAGAGUAGCACCUAUUGGGAGUACCAUUGUAUGAAUCCAGAUGAAAGAGGAGCUGUUGGCGGUAGUGGUUGUAGGUGUUGUGGUGGUGUCGGUGGGAGCUGCAGCUGUUGUGGAAGCAGUGGCGAAAGGGAUUUUAAUCGAAUGGUUUCCGAUAGCAAGACCCCACCACAGCUGGAAACCAGCACGAAUGGCAGCAGUAUCUCCAUGACAACAGCAGACACCGACGCUGGUGCCGGUGACCAAAGUCAUCAUGAGUACGACACUCUUCCAAGACGAACUUUCGAUAUGGGUUUCGAGCCAAACCGUGGUGGUAUCUGCGAUACAUUACCAUGCAGGGGUGACCUUUUCACCGUCGAAGUUCACUACAACGGUGAAGCUGUCCCAGAGUACAGGGCCGACCCAGCUGCAGCAAUGUCGACAAUGACAACAGCAGUGAUAACACCGCCAAAAUUAGAAGCAAUGACCGUAGCAACAACGUCUGCAAUGCCAUCGUCAUCGUCUUUGACAGAAAUCAUAGAAAUGGUGCCGAAGGACAGUAUCGGAGACGUUGAUCCAAGAUUACCUGUUGACGGAUACCCUCCACUGAUGCAUGACCAUGAGAGCAGUAGCGGUCAGACCUUUUCUGGGUCUGAAACGACGGGUGUAACGACAGCAGGCCGAGUUGGAAGCGUUGGCGUUGCAUUACGAGCGGAAGAGAAUGAUGGGGAAGAGGAGGAGAGGGCGGUGGCAGAAGAGGAAAUUUUAGUGGCAUCAUCCUCCUUGGGAUCAACAGCGCAAACUGCAGGAGGAGCACUGACAGAUGCAGCAGCGGCAGCAGCAGAAACAAUGGAGUUAACUCUAGCUGACAGAAUACCAACAUCUUCACAGCUGCCAUUCUUAAAAUCUUCAGUAGACACCCUUAAUUCUAGAACCCCGGACACUGAAGGAACCAUUUCUGUAUUUUCAGGGUCAGUUCAAACGGGUACCGACAACACUAGUAUCGCAGAUGCCUCAACGGCUGGUACCAAACCCAUGACACCAAAAUGCUAUGACGACGUUGCUUCGUCACUCGCCACUACUCCGACACCGUUGUCAUUAUCAUCAUCCUCAUCUUCAUCAUCGACGCUAUUGUUAUUGCCCGGUGGGGGAACGUUACAAAAAGCUCGGUCAGAAGUCAUGGAGAAAAUCUCAACAUCAACAGACGAUCGUUCGUCGCAGGGUCCGAGGUCGGACAUCCCGGACAUUCCAGACAUCCGGCUUUUGCUUUCAGAAGAUGUCGAUGAUGAUGAUGAUGGUGGUGGUGGUGAUGGUGAUGGUGAUGGUGAUGGAAAAACUAUUGCUGCUGCUGGUGGUGGUGGUGGUGGGGCCGAAGAUACUGCUGACAUACCGUAUAUUGAUGAAUGCGAUUCAGAUGACAGUGUACAACAACAACAACAACAACAACAGCAACAGUGUGAACAAGAUGAGCAAAGUUCUGGCAAGGCUCGCAUUGAUACUUAUGUCCUUGAUCACCGUGUGGGUAAACAUCAACAGCAAUCUCUUGCAGUACCUUCCGAUGGCACAUGCGGUGAAGAUCAGCAACAACAACACCAACAACUACUUGAGGUACCUUUUAGUCAUACAUAUGGUGAAGAACAGCAACAGCGUCAACAAUCCCUCGAGGUACCUUACAGCGACAUAAAUAUCAAACAACAGCAAUCUGAAGUACCUAUUGAUGUAUGUUGGCAAGAAAAGCAACAACAAUAUGAGGUACCUGUUAGUGGUACAUAUGAACAACAGCAAUACAAAGAAUCCGAGGUACCUGUUCAUAUCUAUGGUCAAGAACAACAACAUGAGUUGCCUGUUAGUGACACAUAUGGUCAACAACAACAGCAAUGCCAGCCAUCUGAGGUACCUUUUAGUGACAUACAUGGUCGCGAUCAGCAGCAACAAACUGAGGUACCUUCUAGUGACAUAUAUAGUCAACCACAAACUGAGGUACCUUCUAGUGACAUAUAUAGUCAACCACAAACAGAGGUACCUUCUAGUGACGUAUAUAGUCAACACCAAACUGAGGUACCUUCUAGUGACAUAUAUAGCCAACAGCAACAAACUGAGGUACCUUCAAGUGACAUAUAUAGCCAACAGCAAACUGAGGUACCUUCUAGUGACAUAUAUAGUCAACAGCAAACUGAGGUACCUUCUAGUGACAUAUAUAGUCAACAACAAACUGAGGUACCUUCUAGUGACAUAUAUAGUCAACAACAAACUGGAGUACCUUCUAGUAACAUAUAUAGCCAACAGCAACAAACUGAGGUACCUUCUAGUGACAUAUAUAGUCAACAGCAAACUGAGGCACCACCUACUGACGUACAUGGGCAACAACACUAUCAGCAAUCUGAGGUACCUUGCAGUAAUAUAUAUAGCCAGGAACAAAAUCAACAAACUGAGGUACCAUCUACUGACAUAUAUGGCCAACAACAGCAAUGUCAACAAUCUGAGGUACCUUCUACUGACAUAUAUGGUCAACAGCAACAACAUCAACAAUUUGAGGUACCCUCUACUGACAUAUAUGGUCAGCAAGAAUAUCAACAACCUGAAGUACCUUCUAGUGAAAUAUAUAGUCAACAGCAUCAGCUCCAACAAACUGAGGUACCUUCUAGUAACAUAUAUAAUCAACAAUCUAAGGUACCUUCUACUGACAUAUAUGACCAACAACAGUAUCAACCAUCUGAGGUACCUUCUGCUAACAUACAUAGUCAACAACAGCAGUUUGAGGUACCCUCUACUGAUACAUAUGGUCAACACCAGCACCAACAGAGUGAGGAACCUUCUAGCAACAUCUAUAGUCCACAACAGCAAUUUGAGGUACCCUCUAGCGAUAUAUAUGGUCAACAACAACAAUCUCAGGUAGCUUCUAGUGACAUAUAUAAUCAGCAACAACAAAAAACUGAGGUACCUUCUAGCAACAUAUAUCGUCAACAACAGCAAUUUGAGGUACCCUCUACUGACGUUUUUGGUCAGCAUCAGUACCAACAAACUGAGAGACCUUCUGACAUACGUGAUCAACAACAAUAUCAACCAUCUGAGGUACCAUCUACUGAUAUAUAUCGUCAACGACAGCAAUUUGAGGUACCCUCUACUGAUGUAUAUGGUCAACAACAGUACCAACAAACUGAGAGACCUUCUACUGACAUAUACAACCAACAGCAAUAUCAACCAUCUGAGGUACCUUCCAGUGACAUAUAUAGUCAACAACAGCACCAAUUUGAGGUACCCUCUACUGAUGUAUAUGGUCAACAACAAUAUCAGCAAUCUGGGGUACCUUCCAGUGAUAUAUAUGGUCAGCAACAACAAUCUGCAAUACCCUUUAGUAACAUAUAUAGUCAACAACAACAACAAACUGAGGUACCUUCUAGCAAUACAUAUAGUCAACAACAGCAAUAUGAGGUACCCUCUACUGACAUAUAUGGUCAACAACAAUAUCAACCAUCUGUAGUACCUUCUACUGGCAUGUAUAGUCAACAACAGCAAUUUGAGGUACCCUCUACCGACAUACAUGGUCAACAACAAUAUCAACCAUCUGUGGUACCCUCUACUGGCAUGUAUAGUCAACAACAGCAACAUGAGGUACCCUCUACUGACAUACAUAGUCAACAAUAUCAACCAUCUGUGGUACCUUCUACUGGCAUGUAUAGUCAACAACAGCAGCAUGAGGUACCCUCUACUGACAUACAUGGUCAACAACAAUAUCAACCAUCUGUGGUACCUUCUACUGGCAUAUAUAGUCAACAACAGCAACAUGAGGUACCCUCUACUGACAUACAUGGUCAACAACAAUAUCAACCAUCUGUGGUACCUUCUACUGGCAUGUAUAGUCAACAACAGCAACAUGAGGUACCCUCUACUGACAUACAUGGUCAACAACAAUAUCAACCAUCUGUGGUACCUUCUACUGGCAUGUAUAGUCAACAACAGCAACAUGAGGUACCCUCUACUGACAUACAUGGUCAACAACAAUAUCAACCAUCUGUGGUACCUUCUACUGGCAUGUAUAGUCAACAACAGCAACAUGAGGUACCCUCUACUGACAUACAUGGUCAACAACAAUAUCAACCAUCUGUGGUACCUUCUACUGGCAUGUAUAGUCAACAACAGCAAUAUGAGGUACCCUCUACUGAGAUACAUGGUCAACAACAAUAUCAAUCAUCCGUGGUACCUUCUACUGGCAUGUAUAGUCAACAACAGCAAUAUGAGGUACCCUCUACUGAGAUACAUGGUCAACAACAAUAUCAACCAUCCGUGGUACCUUCUACUGGCAUGUAUAGUCAACAACAACAAUAUGAGGUACCCUCUACUGACAUAUAUGGUCAACAACAUCAUCAGUCCGAAGUACCCUCUAGUGAUAUAUAUUGUCAACAACAACAAUCUGAGGUACCUUCUAGUGACUUCUGUGGUCAACAACAACAGCAAGAUCAGACCUGUGGGGAGUCUAAACCAGAUAUGCCACAUGUACCUACUGGUGCUUCAUGUGUUCAGUCUGGUCGUAAUACUAAACAUGUAUCUUUUGACAUACCCUCUGAUCAAUAUGACGUUGAACAGGAAUCACCUGAUGUACACUCUGAUCAACAGAGCAAUGAUGUUCGACCUGGAUUUCCUGUGGGACCUUCUGAUCAAUGCGUACCAUUUCGUGUACUUGAUGACACCCAUGGUGUUAGCUCUGAACAAUUUGUUGUGGUACCUAAUAGGAAUGAUGGGCCUGGUUUUACUGUCAGUGAACAGAUACCGACUGAGAUGGCUUUUAAGAGGUCCAGUUUUGGAAAUGAAAACGAACAGCCAGUCUCUGAUUCCCAGACAGGUGUCAGUACGUAUAGCUCUGCAUCUCAGCAGGUACCUUUUGAAGGCCUACCAGUGUGUAAGUCUUACGGGAGUCAACAACAGCAAGAACAACAACUUUAUGAGGUACCAGAGAAUACAGACCGAAAUGUCAAUGCUGGUCAAGAUGAUGGAAAUUUAGGGCGAAAUUACAUUGACACUCAGAAAUCUGAUUGUUCAAAAACACAUUUGCUGCCAUCUGCAAAUGGGAAUUACAUGACUAAAGAACUUGUCCAAGGUGGUAAACGGUUGGAGGAUGAUAAAGCGAGUGGGGAUUCCUUUCACAAUUUAUCGAAAGAGGGUUCUGAGACUUUUCUUCCAGAACUUUCAUUAGACAUUUCUUCUAAGAAAUAUUCAGGUUUUGAAACGGUAAUCCCAGAACGGUCAUUGGAAGAAAAUCUCAGGGACCAUUUUGAUCUUGAGAAGGACAGCGAUGACAAGGGUGGGUGCGGUGUAGUCAGUAGCAGUGUCAGUGGUGGUGGUGGUGGUGGUGGUGGUUGUGGAGGUGUGGACUUUACGGAGAAUUCUACGUCAAGUACAGCCUUAAAUUUUCCAAGUUUCUCCCCUGAUGGUUUCGUCAAUGCUGGGUUAAAUGCACCAGAUGCAGCACUGUCUGCUAAUGUAUCUUCUUCAGGCGCUCAUUCUUCUGUAGAUUCUCAGAAUCUGUUCGAUAGUGAUUUUCAAGGCCAGAGGAGUGUUGAGUCUUUAGUCGAGGACAUCUUUGAUCACGAUUCUUCUGGUAUAGCUGGAAAUAGGAAUGCAACCCCUGGCGUCACAAAGACAGUCUGCUUCCAAGAAGAUUCUAAAAUAAGAUAUGAUGAUGGUGAGAGUGACAUUUUAGAAAUCCGUCAUCCGUUUCUUGAAGUGAUUCCUGAAGAGGGUGAAAAUAUAUAUGAAGAUAUUUGUGUGAUUUCAGAAGAAGAUCUGGAAAACAAACCAAGAUAUUCUAAACCCUUGUUGCUAGAACUUAGAGCUGAGACUCCCAAGUUGGACAAACACUGCUUCCAUUAUGGUGAUUCUACAGGAUGCAGUGCAAAUCUGUAUGAAGAACUCAAAUUCUCUGGUUAUUCAGAUCAAGGCCCCAAAAAAUCAAUAGAUGAUGCUGUUGCAGGUUCUGAUGCUGCUUCUUUGCGGAAUUUUGCUACAAAAUCUUCUGUCCUUCCUGCCAUGGCCAGUCUGGGGCAAACAGCAGUGCAGGCCCCAAAAUGGGAUUCACCUGAGCAGGCUGUCAAUCUUGGAGGCACAAUUCCGGAACGAAGUUCAUCAAGUUGCUCGACAGCUUAUCGCAUCACUACGGCACAGCAGCCGGCUUGGUCAUUGCUGUCUCAGCCGACGCCAUCACCAGUAGCAUCCUCGUCCUCCUACAAUUUGCUCAAGGACCCAGGAACAACUGCAGUGGUGGGUGGUGAUGGACAUGAUGCGACAACAGACGGUUACGGUCUCGGUCACCAGGCAUCGCCCAUCGCUGUUGCCCCUGAGUAUACGCCACAGCCAGCAGUUGUGACACCUGACCCCAAGUCCAACAUCAAAGAUGAUAAACCACUGUCUGACAGGAGACUGAGUGGGCCCUACAUCGAAACAGAAAGGAGCAUUGAAAUCAAGUUCCGCAUAAAUCCAACACCAAGCACUAUCCCUAGUGGCGGCGGUGGUGGUGGUGGUCGUGGUGGUGACAGAAGUGCCCUUGUAACUGGUGUCGGUGGUGUUGGUGGUAACAUCGGAAGCAGGAGUGUUGGUGGUGUUUACCUGCAACCGAAUCUGGAAAUCGAAGAAUGCAACGAGAUCAUAUCGGUAUGCGAGGUGGAUCGACGUCCGGAUGGAUUAGCGGGAACAAACAGCUCUGGGAGGAGUGACAGUCGACACAGCAGAAACAACAGCAGCAGCGGCAGCAGCUACGGUCGCGGUGGCAGUAGUAAUGUUGAUGUCGUCAACGAAGAUGAGGCGCAGAGGCAGAGGCAGUGCCUGGAGGCGUUAAUCAGAGAAAGUUCCAGUCGGAGACUAAGCACACAGGAGGCAUUGCAGACCCUAUUGGCACCCCACUGGUUACCACAUACUUGAAAUCUCAUACACAUACACA
Messenger RNA from Octopus sinensis (East Asian common octopus), 10156 nucleotides. RefSeq lists its product as uncharacterized. The transcript has 5 exons. Bases 247 to 10137 code for a protein of 3296 amino acids. Gene Ontology annotation, biological process: protein phosphorylation. Lineage: Eukaryota; Metazoa; Mollusca; Cephalopoda; Octopoda; Octopodidae. Gene Ontology annotation, molecular function: ATP binding; protein serine/threonine kinase activity. The record is from RefSeq and is a predicted model, not a curated record.